AUGCAACCACUCCCACCAUCCGUCUUCCAGGUGCGGUCUGAUCUGGAGAUCAUCCAUGAAAGGGCGGUCAAUGCUCUCCGCCCAGAGCCGAUUGAAGAUGGAACCCUCAAAAAAAAGAACGAGGAAAUCAAGAAAAUCUUGAAAGGAAUUGAAGAGGUUGAAAGUGGCCCCAUUGACGAGGGUAAUGCCGCCGUCAUCAACCACCGGAUUACCAAAUGGAGAAAAGUGUUAGACGAAUAG
Messenger RNA from Caenorhabditis remanei, 240 nucleotides. RefSeq lists its product as uncharacterized. The record is from RefSeq and is a predicted model, not a curated record. Lineage: Eukaryota; Metazoa; Nematoda; Chromadorea; Rhabditida; Rhabditidae. The coding region runs from base 1 to 240 and encodes 79 amino acids. The transcript has 3 exons.